AUUUUUUAUAGUAAUUAUGAAAUAUUUCGACCACGUUAUAUCUCAGGUUAAAAUUCGAUUCACCGGCAACACAAACAUGUUUCAAAUGUCACUUUCUGUAUGAACAACAACCACAUAAAUGUUGAGAACGUAAUCUAGGUCCAUAAAAGAGGCCCUAACCGAUCAGAAGACGGUCUGUCGGUAAUGCUCACCAAAUAAUUACAGUCGAUAAAAAAAUCUGACAGUUCAGAAUCGCCGCGCUUAAAGAGCAGACGACGUCACUGAUGAAUAACCUGAAAUGAUCAGGAAUUUAAUGAGGUGAACAAUUGUCUUUUAAUUGAUAUAGUGGCCCUAGAUGAAUUGAUAUAUUUUACCUGGAAUAUAAGAAAUGUAGUAUGAAAAAUUGACAGCUACGCAUGUGGAACACGUGACAUUUCAAGAUCAUGACGAGGUUCGAUCUGCUUUCCUGGGGUGCAAAUUCUCACCACCAACUUGGGCAGAGUGUAGAAUCGGAGCAAUGUGUGAGCCCAGUGGCGGUAAAUUUAAACGCCGUACUUGGAUUGAUAGAGAGCGAAAUUGAAAUAAAGAAAGUGACUGGUGGAGCUGGGCAUUCUUUGAUUUUAGACGUAAAUGGGAAUGUAUAUUCGUGUGGCUGGAAUGCUAAGGGGCAGACAGGAAUACCAGGGAGUCAAAGUUAUCUCUCGGAAUUCGAACUGAUCGAUAAACUCAAAGAUGUUGUGAUUGUCGACGUCGCUUGCGGCUGGGAUAGUUCAAUGGCAAUUGAUAACAAGGGAAACUUGUACGUAUGGGGAUCGAAUGCUUAUGGACAAUUGGGAGUGAGGAGUUCCAAAAUUGGAAAUAAGGCUGUUAUAGAAUCGCCGGAAAAAAUCGAUCUUCAAGAUUUCGAAUCAGAACCGAUUAAAAAAGUAUCAAUGGGCCUCCGUCAUUCUGCCGUAGUUACAAUAAGUGGUAAACUACUCGUUGCAGGCAACGGUAAUAAGUGUCAAUUGGGAGUUAUUGACUCCUCAAACAAACCAGUGAGAAAAAUACACACUUUCACUCAAGUGCACGAUUUAUCUGGGAUAAAAUCUGUCGCUUGUGGUCAACAUCAUACAUUGGUUCAAACGAAUCAGGGGAAUUUGUACGCAUGGGGAGACAACAGACAUGGUCAGUUGGGGUUUGAUCCAAUUGCAUAUCCGAGUAUUGCAAGUCCUUCGAAAUUGGAAAAUAUCAACAUUGGAUUGAAUGGAGAAAUUUUUACGGGUUGGACGCACUCCGCCGCGCUGCAUGAUGGAAAAAUUAUCGCCUGGGGCAGAAACACCUACGGGCAGUUAGGACGCGCGGAAUUAAACAAAUUUCAAAGAAACUGGAUACCGGAACUGGUGAAAAAUAAAGAAUGCCAUUUUAUCCAACUCGCUGUUGGCUCAGAGCAUAACGUUGCUCUUACAGAAAAUGGAUCUGUAAUUACUUGGGGCUGGAACGAGCACGGGAAUUGCGGCAACGGAACCGAAGAAGAUGUCCGAUUACCGGUGCCAAUUGAAAUGCCAAAACUUGGAAGGGUACAGCUCGUAGGAACUGGAGCCGGGCAUUCAUUUGCCGUUGUUAAAUACCGAGAAGAUCAAGAAAAUAGAUAAACAUAAGAAUAAUGAUUCAUCGAUGAAGUUUGAAAUUAUGUAUAUUUUUCGUGUAAAUAAAACUCAACACAUUAUUAUUACGAUGAUCA
Messenger RNA from Athalia rosae (coleseed sawfly), 1702 nucleotides. RefSeq names its product secretion-regulating guanine nucleotide exchange factor (gene Sergef). Lineage: Eukaryota; Metazoa; Arthropoda; Insecta; Hymenoptera; Athaliidae. The record is from RefSeq and is a predicted model, not a curated record. The transcript is spliced from 5 exons. The coding region runs from base 423 to 1613 and encodes 396 amino acids.